AACGUUUAAGGUGUUAUGGUUCUCUCAGUAACCCUGUUCCCCUGUAUCUCCUCCAGGCUUCAUCAAGUGUAUUUUGAUGCCCCCGCUUGCAAGAAUGGCCAAACCGACCGUUUCUUCCUGGUUGGGGAUUACUCAUCCUCUGCAGAGUUCUUUGUCACCAUAGGCGUUUUUGCAUUCCUGUAUUCCAUGGCAGCUCUCAGCGUCUAUGUCUUUGCCUUUGAGAAGUACCGUGAGAACAAUAAAGGACCACUGAUUGAUUUUGGUGUGACGUGUGUAUUCACCUUCAUGUGGCUGGUGAGCUCGGCAGCAUGGGCGAAGGGUUUGUCUGAUGUCAAGACAGCUACAGACCCAGAGGAGGUUAAAGAACUUAUCCCCGCUUGUGAACAGGAAGGCAACCACUGCCGUGAAGUUCACGACCCCGUCAUGUCUGGUCUUAACACUUCUGUGGUCUUUGGCUUCCUCAACCUGAUUUUGUGGACAGGUAACCUGUGGUUUGUAUUCAAGGAGACUGGGAUCAUCGCACCAUUUAUGCGUCAGCAGCCUGCCCAGGAGAAGCAGCCCGCCCCUGAUUCCUUCGCCCAGGGAGGUUAUGAGCAGCGGGACCCAUACGCUGGCUCCCAGGGUGGCUACCAGCCCGAUUACAGCCAGCAAGGUUACAAUCAGGGUGGAGACUACGUUCAGGGCGGAUAUGAACAGCAGGGGGCACCCACCUCCUUUUCCAACCAGAUGUGAGCGCUGGAAUAUCUGAGGAAGCGGGAGAUUGCAG
Messenger RNA from Carassius auratus (goldfish), 766 nucleotides. Its product is annotated as synaptophysin-like. NCBI's taxonomy places the organism in Eukaryota, Metazoa, Chordata, Actinopteri, Cypriniformes, Cyprinidae. The coding region runs from base 16 to 732 and encodes 238 amino acids. The transcript has 3 exons. Gene Ontology annotation, cellular component: presynaptic active zone; synaptic vesicle; synaptic vesicle membrane. The record is from RefSeq and is a predicted model, not a curated record.